Phycodurus eques (leafy seadragon) is the source of this 1967-nucleotide messenger RNA. RefSeq names its product lysophosphatidylserine lipase ABHD12-like. The transcript is spliced from 13 exons. Gene Ontology annotation, molecular function: monoacylglycerol lipase activity; phosphatidylcholine lysophospholipase A1 activity. NCBI's taxonomy places the organism in Eukaryota, Metazoa, Chordata, Actinopteri, Syngnathiformes, Syngnathidae. The coding region runs from base 143 to 1189 and encodes 348 amino acids. The record is from RefSeq and is a predicted model, not a curated record. Gene Ontology annotation, biological process: phosphatidylserine catabolic process; monoacylglycerol catabolic process. Gene Ontology annotation, cellular component: endoplasmic reticulum membrane.
ACGAGGUUGCGCUCACGACUAGUGCCCCCUUAAAUUUUAACUCCUCCUCUGUCGCCCUGAAACUGAACUGAACGAACUAUAUUACAAUAACGAUGCAAUGAAGAGCGUCUAGAUAGCGAAGUCACGACCGUUGCUGUUCAAAAUGAGACAAAGGACUACAAAGGACGUGUCGACCUGCGCUCACACAACAGCCAAAGUUAAGAGGAAGGACGACCCUCAGUCCCGGUGGAUGAAAUGUCAUUUAUUUGCCCUGUUUGUCAUCCUUGUUUUGGUGCCUUUCAUACUGAUAGUAGCACGGGAAUUAUUCCAGUACCUUGUUUACAAGUACAGAAUCAAGGUUCCGCUUUUUGUUGACCUCAGCCAACCAGUUGAUUUCUCCCUAAAUCACACUAUAAACAUAUACUUAACAUCAGAGGAAGGAAUCUCUCUUGGUGUAUGGCACACCGUUCCUGAAGGUAAAUGGAGGGAGUCACAAGGGAAAGACAUGGCGUGGUACCAAAACACUUUAAAUGAUGACAGUCCAGUUUUUAUAUAUCUACAUGGGAACACAGGCACAAGGGCAGCUACUCAUCGGGUGGGAGUUGCAAAAUUAUUGAGUACGCUUGGUUACCAUGUGUUGGUGCCUGACUACAGAGGUUUUGGAGACUCAAGUGGUGAGCCUACUGAAGCUGGACUCACUACAGAUGCUCUUCAUGUGUACAACUGGGUGAAAAAACAUAGUGGAAGCAGUCUGGUCAUCCUCUGGGGACAUUCUCUUGGCACUGGAGUGUCCACUAACACUGCAGUCAAACUUGCGGAGCAAGGUAUUGUUUUGGAUGGUGUGAUUCUUGAAGGCACCUUUAAUAUGGCUAAAGAGAAACUACCAAGUCAUGUGUUUUCUUGGUAUUACUGGAAAUUUCCAGGCUUAGGAUACUUUUUUCCAGAGCCAUGGGCUGAAAAUAAAGUUGUCUUUCCCAGUGAGGAAAAUUUAAGAAGAAUGAAAAGCCCUGUACUUUUCCUUCAUGCAGAAGAUGAUCCAAUUACUCUCAUUCAGUAUGCUCAGCAACUGUACGAGGUAGCAGUGAGUACUCAGAAUGCAGAGCGAGUCAAGUUUGUGUCCUUUGAAGGUUCUUUAGGGUACCUGCACAAUGGAUUAUACAAAGACCACCGUCUGCCAGACAUCAUAAAAAAGUUUAUUUUGUCUUUGUGAAGUGGGAAGACGCCUUCUGCAGACGUUAGUGUGAAUGACAGUGAUAUAAUGUUAAAAAUAUACAAAUGAUUUGCUUUACCUUAAAUGCAGCAUUCCAUUUAUUGUGUUCAUUGGUUUAUACAUACUGAAUGUGAAUAGUGUAAACAUCGUUUGAUAAUUACUCAAAGCUAUAGUAGGUUUGUUCCUUUUACUAUGUAACAAUGCCUGAAAAACAGUGCAGCGUCGAUUGUUAUUAUUAUAGAGCUGUGCAUGAAAAUCUAUUAAGAAUUAAGUAGAUUAUGAAGAACUGAUUGUUAAUAAAUCACGCCUCGAAAGCAAUGUAGGCAUAAAAGGAGUGAAUUACAGUACACUUGGCUGCAACCAGCAGAGCUGUUAGUGAUUCAGUGUUAGGUUGCUGUCUGAACAUGUAAAAUGACAUUAGCUAUUGGAAGUUGAGCUAUAGAUGCACGCACACCUCCACUUUGACACAAAUCCUCCAGUCAUCCACUGGUUAAUGCAACACUGGCAUCAACACUUUAUGGGAUUUUCCCAUUCAAUUAAAAAUAAUAAUUAAAACAACAUUUGUGUCCAUUCUUAAUGCCUUUUUAAUAUAGCAGAAAUUUUAACUUCACCCCUGAAUCCUGUUUAUCAUUACAAUGUAAUUACAAGAAGUGUCUUUGUGUCUUAAAUGUCUUAUUUCAAGGAUGUAAAUUCAAUUUUGUCAUGGCCCACGUUGUUGGUAUGGAUUCUCUCAGCGGGCCGUUAUGACUGUUUCAUCACCUCAUAGUAUUAAUAUUAA